Exophiala xenobiotica is the source of this 1196-nucleotide messenger RNA. RefSeq names its product protein hob3. Gene Ontology annotation, cellular component: medial cortex; Rvs161p-Rvs167p complex; actin cortical patch. The record is from RefSeq and is a predicted model, not a curated record. Gene Ontology annotation, biological process: actin filament organization; endocytosis; plasma membrane tubulation. Lineage: Eukaryota; Fungi; Ascomycota; Eurotiomycetes; Chaetothyriales; Herpotrichiellaceae. Gene Ontology annotation, molecular function: protein binding; lipid binding. The transcript has 5 exons. The coding region runs from base 156 to 941 and encodes 261 amino acids.
CUGGUACGACCGGCUCAAGGAUUACUGGGACGAUAUUCCUGGCCUGAUACCCAUCCUCGACAUCCUCGAAGAAGGACCGGUUGGCGACGAGACCCUCUUCGAGUUCAAAGGACGCUUCCAAGGACUUGCAUACGACUACAUCGAAGGGGUGAAAGAUGUCGUGGGCGGGGUUCAAGAAGAACGUGAACCGGGCAACGACCCAGGUGAUGAUGAAGACCGGACAUGUCGAGAGGACGAACGACCGGGACUACGAAGUGGAGGAGAGACGUUACAGGACGAUGGAGUCAGCAGCGAACAGACUGCAGAAAGAAGCGAAGGGGUAUCUCGACAGCCUGCGAGCAAUGACGGCGUCACAAAUGAGGAUAGCCGAGACGAUCGACGCAUUCUACGGAGACGCUGGUACCAGAGAUGGAGUAUCGCGCUCAUACAAGCAGGCCGUCGAAGAUUUAGACGCCGAAACCAUCAAAGCACUUGACGGACCAUACCGAACCACAGUCCUCGAGCCGAUUUCUCGCUUCUGCGCCUACUUCCCCGACAUCAACGAAUGCAUCAAGAAACGAAACAACAAACUACUCGACUACGACGCCUUGCGAGCAAAAGUCAAGAAACUGGUCGAAAAGCCAGACAAAGACGUGACCAAACUGCCACGAGCAGAGAAAGAGGCUGAAAUGGCCAAACAAGCUUACGAACAACUUAACGAACAACUCUUCACCGAACUACCUCAACUCAUCGACCUCCGUGUUCCUUACCUCGACCCCAGCUUCGAAGCCCUGGUCAAGAUUCAACUCAGAUUCUGCGCGGAAGCGUACAGCCGAAUGGCGCAAGUUCAGCAAUACUUGGAUCCAGAUACUCGGGACCAAUACGCCCGUGGAGACUUGGAUAACCGGGUUGAACAAGUGCUCUCAGAAAUUCGAGACUUGACCAUUGCUGGCACUGUUUGAACUUGACCUGCUACAACCGACUGAUCACUUGUCUUGCUCCAUCACAAAAACCACAAAGCACAAAAAAAGGGGAAGUCAAAUGCGGGAAUCGCUGCUCUUCAGCUGGAUGAUGCACGAACUUGGAGUGCAGCGGGUUGCUUUUUCUGCAUCAUAGCAUAGCGCUGGCGUUCUUGCACAGGAGGUUAGCAGACCAAUCCUGCGGGAAUGCAUGGGGUUGAUAGAAUCCUCCAUACAAUCAAAUGAUCUGAAACAAAC